AUGUACAAGCUGACACUGGCGGCCUACUGGUGGCCUCCUGUUGCUCAAUUAAUCCAUUCUACCAAGCUUGUCAUUGUUGGUGCUGCCCCCCCAAAUGGCUCUUCAGAUCCUUUUAGGUGGAGGAAAUUUGCCAAUAAUGGCAUGAAUAUUUGUGGCUUGCCACACAAAAAACAUAUAUCAGCCAGGGGAACAAGAAAAAGAAAGGAUCAAGGACAUCCCAGUCAAGCCACCCACCAAGAUGAAACCUCAGAUGAGGACAAGCCUCAUGCAGAGCCUCCUGCAAGGACCGGUGGCAAAAAAGUUGAGGUUGUUAAAGUUGUGCCCCCCCGUUCAAAGCUAUCGAAGUCAAAGGAUAUACCUUUCCAGUUCAAAAGCAAAAAGUCAGUGCUAAGGCAUCCAAAGUGGUACACACUCCAUACAUUUGCAGCAGGAGAAGACUACCAACAAGCCACAGUAGGCAAAGAAGGCAUUGGCAAUGGUCAAAGAGUUGCAAAAAUCAUCCCAUACCAAGAGCCUCCCAACCACAAAAGGACAGAGUACCGAGUACCAGCCCUAGGGUUGGCCAGCCAUUGUCACUAA
Serpula lacrymans var. lacrymans S7.9 is the source of this 579-nucleotide messenger RNA. RefSeq lists its product as uncharacterized. The coding region runs from base 1 to 579 and encodes 192 amino acids. NCBI's taxonomy places the organism in Eukaryota, Fungi, Basidiomycota, Agaricomycetes, Boletales, Serpulaceae. The transcript has 2 exons. The record is from RefSeq and is a predicted model, not a curated record.